AUGGUGUUCACAGUACGAGCUGUGCACACCUUUGUGGCUGAACAUAGCGAUGAGUUGGAAUUCUCCGCAGGAGAAGAAAUAGUGAUAUUAGAAAAAGAUGAGGCAUUUGGAGAUGGAUGGUGGAGAGGACGCAACAGCAAAGGAGAAGAAGGCUUGUUCCCAGCUACAUACAUCACCGACGGCGCCUCGACACCUCAGCACGAACACAUCGAUCUUCCUGUGACGAAGGCCUCUCCUGAACCCUCGACAGUGGACACAAAUGGGGAUAUUAAAAUCAACAACGGUCACCUCGCUGCGCCGACGAUUCCUAUACCCGAUGAAUCACCAAGAGGUACGCAUGACGCAUCCGGUGGACUUCUCGAUGGAGCUGUUGCAGCUGUUGAAACCACCGCGGUGACAGUUGGAAAUGUUAUGGGCAGAACAAUCGGUGAAAUCCAAGAUGUCAUAGAGUCCAUCACAGCCAAACCUGAGAGUGAUGAUGAGGAAGAAUUGGGAAUAGGACAGAAUGCUAGAGCCAAGUUAGCUGAGCAAGCUCGGUUGGCCAACGAACAACGAGAGAAUAACCCUAAUACCGAUGGCAGUGUGUCAGGCUUGGUAUAUUCCGAUGAGAGCGAGGAUGAGGAUGAUGAUGUUAGAAGGAGUCCUGGCAUCAGAGGUAUUACGUCACCCGCUCUCAACGGGUUCCAUUCUAGUCCUAUCGCACUCGACCAAUCCACUUUCGCCAAAGCACCUUCACCUGUUGCCCCUCCUCUUAUCUCCCGGUCGUCUAAUCACUCAUCUAUCCGACUGGAACCCUCGACAUCAGGAGGUACAUUGGAGCCUCCUGCUCAUAUUCCUUCCACCCCGCCGUUCGAGAAACCCACCAACACCGCUCGUUCCUCAAAUUCUGGAUUCCCAAGCAAACCUCCUAAUACUUGGACUGUAGAUGAUGUCGUCGUCUGGGCCCAAGCAAAGGGAUUUGAUGAAUCAAUAUACGAGAAGUUCCAAGGUGAGUUCAUCCUGGCCAUGACCAAGCUGACAGCUUAG
Molecule: messenger RNA, 1026 nt
Organism: Kwoniella shivajii
Lineage: Eukaryota; Fungi; Basidiomycota; Tremellomycetes; Tremellales; Cryptococcaceae
Exons: 2
Coding region: 1-1026 (341 amino acids)
Molecular function (GO): protein binding
Source: RefSeq, a predicted model, not a curated record